Molecule: messenger RNA, 1849 nt
Organism: Helianthus annuus (common sunflower)
Lineage: Eukaryota; Viridiplantae; Streptophyta; Magnoliopsida; Asterales; Asteraceae
Product: parthenolide synthase
Exons: 2
Coding region: 71-1609 (512 amino acids)
Molecular function (GO): oxidoreductase activity, acting on paired donors, with incorporation or reduction of molecular oxygen; monooxygenase activity; heme binding
Source: RefSeq, a predicted model, not a curated record
UCUACCAUAAAUCAACAUCAAAUAACUCGGUUAAUCAUCUCACGAUCAACUCACAGCUAGCGACCUGAAAAUGGAGUUCUUCACUAUCUUCCCUUCAUGGCUUCUUACAACAGCAUUAGUUUUGUUCGCGUUCUUCAUGUUUCUAAACACUCUAAGAUCAAAUAGGUCAUCCAUAACAGCCCCUAAGCUCCCCCCAAACCCUCCAAAGCUUCCCAUAAUUGGACACUUGCACAAACUAAUAGGUAAACCUCAUCACCAAGCCCUAUGGGAACUUUCCAAAGAAUAUGGUCCCAUCAUGCUACUCCAUAUUGGUUCAAAACCAUUCCUUAUCAUCUCUUCACCUGCCAUGGCCAAACAAGUCUUGAAAACCCAAGAUCACAUAUUUUGCUCCCGUCCAUUGUCCAAGGCAGCGAAGCGGCUAACAUACAACUACUUGGACAUCGCCUUCUCGCCUCAAAGCGAUCACCGGAAGGAGAAGCGCAAGAUUUUGGUAUCCGAGUUCUUGGGUCCCAAAAGAGCUAGGUCGUUUAACCAUGUGUUGGUGAUGGAGAUUGAGAGCAUGGUUCGUGUUCUCUCUUCGCAUCCGGCAAAUACCGAGGUAAACCUAAGCAAGAUGUUGUUAGAAAUGGUUAAGGAGGUGGUGUGUAAGGUGGGUUUUGGUAAGACCUAUAGAGGAGAAACGAUUAACGGUUCGUCAUGGGAAGAGAUCCUUGAGGAAGCUGUGGUAAUGCUGAAAGGAUCACUUAGUGAUAAUUUUUCAUGGGUUGGUGAAACUUUUGACAUAAUUAGUGGUUGGAACAGGAAGCUGGAGAGAUGUUAUAGUAAUCUUGAUGCCUACAUCCAAAUGAUUGUGGAUGAUCAUAACAGUCAUAAGAUUGCAGAAAUAAGUGAAGAUGAAAAGGAUUUUGUUCAUAGAUUAAUCGAGUUAUCUUCAAUGGAGAAUGCUUCCAAUCAUCAAUUGACUAAAGAAGACGUGAAAGCGCUUAUAAUGAACGUAUUCACAGGAGGAAUUGAUACAACUGUUGUGGCAAUGGAAUGGGCGAUGUCCGAGAUUGCUAGAAGUCCUAGAGUGAUGCAAAAGUUGCAAAAUGAAAUCCGAAACAACACAGGAAGAAUAGACAAUGUAAAUGAACUGGAUAUCUCAAAAAUGAUAUACUUGAAAAUGGUGGUGAAAGAGGCACUGCGAUUGCACUCGCCUGCCCCGUUAUUGAUCCCACACGAAUGUUCAAGCCACUGUCAAAUUGGUGGCUAUGAUGUCUUUCCAGGGACAACCACUGUAAUCAAUGUUUGGGGGAUAGGAAAAGAUCCAAGCACUUGGGGAGAGAACGCGGCUGAGUUUUAUCCAGAGAGAUUUGAAAAUCUUGAAGUUGAUUCUGGAGGAAAUUUUGAGAUGCUUCCCUUUGGAGGGGGCCGAAGAUCGUGCCCUGCUAUAAACACAGCUCCAACAACCGUAGAGUUGGUGAUCGCGAACCUUCUUUAUUGGUUUGAUUGGGAACUUCCUGAUAGUUUGAAGAACAAAGAUUUGAACAUGGAAGAGGAGGGAUCCCUAAUUAUUCAUAAGAAAGUUCCACUAUGCCUUGUUCCUACCAAACAUAUUUGGGAAGACUAGUAACCUAGCUAUUUGUUGGUCACUCUAAUAAUGAACCUUUGGUAUUUGUUGGUCAUUCUAAUAAUGAACCUUUGGUAUUGGUUGGUCACUCUAAUAAUGAACCUUUGGUAUGUUGGUCACUUGAAGCAACUUGACAACUUAAAACUUGUAUUGGAUUUGUGAACACUGUGUUGUAGAAUAUAUGUUUACCAUCAUAUUUUAAUUAAAAAUAUAGAAUCACCCGUUAAUUCAUUUCGGUUA